Messenger RNA from Vanderwaltozyma polyspora DSM 70294, 1638 nucleotides. Its product is annotated as protein kinase TDA1. Gene Ontology annotation, biological process: protein phosphorylation; cellular response to oxidative stress. NCBI's taxonomy places the organism in Eukaryota, Fungi, Ascomycota, Saccharomycetes, Saccharomycetales, Saccharomycetaceae. The record is from RefSeq and is a predicted model, not a curated record. The transcript has a single exon. Gene Ontology annotation, molecular function: ATP binding; calcium/calmodulin-dependent protein kinase activity; calmodulin binding. The coding region runs from base 1 to 1638 and encodes 545 amino acids.
AUGCUACUUUCAGCAGGUCCAGCAUCGCUGGAACAGUGCAAGUACGUUAUAGAUAAACAUUUUUUACCUUUGGGUGACGGUCACUUCAGUGUUGUGAGACGUUGUAAGAAUGUGUUCACCCAAGAGGUCUAUGCUAUGAAGAUAGUUGACAAAGCUACCAUUUCUAAUAAAACUCAACUCAUCAAGAGAGAAAUUGCAGUGUUGCAGAAAAUAGAUAGGUUGAUAAGGGCAAGUGAGUCCAAUACUGCUACCAUUGCUUCGGAUGAAGGUAAUGAUGGUACUGGCGAGACUAUUUUCUAUGGUCAUCAUCAUGUCUUGCAACUAUUCGAUUUCUUUGAGACACUUGAGAACAUCAUAUUAAUAACCCAACUGUGUAGUCCUAUGGACCUUUACGAGAAGAUUGUUGAUAAUAACGUUUUGAAUUUGAAGAAACAGGUUAUCCCAUACACUGCUUGUAUAUUGAGUGCAUUGGAAUUUUUGCACAGUAAUGGUUUGAUACAUAGAGAUGUCAAAGCUGAAAAUAUUCUGUUCCGUAACUGUCAUCGGGAAGAUAGUAAUAUACCUUCCAGUUACGAUCUAACAGCUCAUGAUAUUAUUUUGGCUGAUUUUGGGCUGGCCAGUGAAUCGACUGUGUCAGGCAUCAUUGAUGACAACAAUGACAAGAAUCACGUCUUAAAGGAAUAUGUAGGGACAAUAUCCUAUAUAUCCCCAGAGAUCGUCAAAUGCCAACAUGUUUCAUCAAUGACUGACGAACAAACUGCACAAUUAGAACCUUAUAAUACUCCUGUGGAUAUCUGGGCAUUAGGAGUUCUUACAUACUUUAUGGUUUUUGGGUAUACGCCAUUUGACUGUGAGGGUGAUGAGGAAACUCUGGAUUGCAUCAGAACAUGCGAUUAUUAUAUCGAUCAAGAUAGAAUAGACGAUCCUAAUUUAGUUGAGUUUUGGGAUUUCCUGAGAUGUUGUUUCCAGAUGGACCCAUGUGAGAGACCAUCGGCAACUGAAUUGAAAUCGCAUUCAUUUUUGUCUUCAUUCUUCUCUAAUACAAAAACAGAGCUACAGAAGGAAAAAAUGUCAAAGACUCCUAUAAAAUCCUACUCUUCCUCUUCGUUGCAUUCGUUAAAGUUACCAACAAAAGCAAUCUCAGGAACUACUCUCUCUUCUUUAACAACACUGGACUCUUUGUGUGUGAGAACUUCAAGCCUGUCGCUGGUCGAUGGGAAUAGCAGCAGUACAUUGACUAUUUCUUCAAAGCAACCAUCUCUAUGGUCAAUGCAUAAUACCAAACAAUUCAAAGCUAUGAAGAAGACUCUGUCAAUGACUACUAUGAAACCUAGAAAUGGGCCCAAGCCCCCAGUUGGUGGAAUUAAAAAGUUUUCAACUUUUAAACUGGAUCCAAAUCCUCCACGUUAUACUUUAAUGAAUGGUUGUUUGAGUACCAACCCCGAAUCAAAGUCUGAUUUCCACACUACCCCAAGAUCUCUCUCAAGAGAGAGUUCGAUCAAUAGCAUACUUUCGAAUGAAAGCACCCACAAACUCGUAAACAACUUCACUUCCGCUGUCAUCUCAAGAUGUCAGCCAUCCAGCAAGCCAUUAUUUGAAAUGGGAUAUGAUGAAGAAGAUGACGAUUCUUCGAAUUAG